Molecule: messenger RNA, 852 nt
Organism: Mangifera indica (mango)
Lineage: Eukaryota; Viridiplantae; Streptophyta; Magnoliopsida; Sapindales; Anacardiaceae
Exons: 3
Coding region: 145-693 (182 amino acids)
Source: RefSeq, a predicted model, not a curated record
CGGCAAACUCAGAAACAAGAAAUGGAUAAGAACUCUACAAACUCCCAACCUCAAACCACAAAAAAUAGCUAAGCCAAGGAAUUGAAAUAUUACAAACAAUCCAAAAAAACUUAACAGAUACAAUUUGAUUUUGAAGUCCUCACAAUGUCCAUACUUUCAUCUCAACAAAGUUUCUUAACAAAUUCUCUCUCACCAACCUACAAACCCAGAACAAAGACUCUCUCUGCUUCUGUUAAAUUUCUCUCAUGCAAAUUCCAGCAAGACGACCAGAAAAAUUCUGCCAGGAAGAAUGAUAACCAAAUUGCAAAGCUGGCUAUUGUUACACUUGCAGCUGGGGUCCUGACAGUGGGGUCAGUUGGUGAUGCUUUGGCUGCCAAGACUGGUGGUAGAGUUGGUGGCCAGGCUUUCCGAUCGGCGCCCCAAUCAUCCCCUAGAGCUAAUAGCAAUUCAAGGACAAACAUCUAUAUCAAUCCCCCAGUGGCCCCUCCGUUGGUUGGUGGAUAUGGCUAUGGUUAUGGCGUACCAUACUACAGUGGUUGGGGGUGGUCGCCGUUUUCCUUCUUUGCGCCCGGUCCAAGUGUUGCAGUUGGCAUAGGUGGUGGAUUUGAUCUCCUGGUUCUAUUCAUGUUUAUUGGGGCUGCUACAGCUGUUGUGAGAAAAUUCUUUGGAUCGAAAGAUGAAGACGAGAACUAAUAUCGACACAUUAAACUUUUUGUACUUUGACAUAGAUGGUUCCUUAGCUAUAAGACAUUUCCAGUAGCAAUACAUAGUUCGAAAUAUCAGUAUGAGCCGUUGUAACCCACCAUCAUGUAUUAUGAUUCUGUUAAUGAAAAGAAACAAUCUUGUUGCAAA